Messenger RNA from Cutaneotrichosporon cavernicola, 573 nucleotides. RefSeq lists its product as uncharacterized. Lineage: Eukaryota; Fungi; Basidiomycota; Tremellomycetes; Trichosporonales; Trichosporonaceae. The transcript has 9 exons. The coding region runs from base 1 to 573 and encodes 190 amino acids. Gene Ontology annotation, molecular function: calcium ion binding. Gene Ontology annotation, cellular component: membrane; intracellular membrane-bounded organelle; cytosol. The record is from RefSeq and is a predicted model, not a curated record.
AUGGGCAAGAGCCAGUCCAAGCUGAGCGCCGACGAGCUCGCCGACCUCCAGAAGAACACUUACUUCGACAAGAAGGAACUGCAGCAAUGGUACAAGGGCUUCCUCAAGGACUGCCCUAGCGGCCAGCUGAACAAGGAGGAGUUUAAGAAGAUCUACCGCCAGUUCUUCCCCUUCGGAGACCCGUCACAGUUCGCAGACUAUGUCUUCAAUGUAUUCGACGAGGACAAGUCUGGGACUAUCGAGUUCAAGGAGUUCAUCUGUGCGCUGUCGGUCACGUCGCGCGGUCGACUGGACGAGAAGCUCAAAUGGGCAUUCCAAUUGUACGACAUCAACGGCGACGGGUACAUCACGUACGACGAGAUGCUGCAGAUUGUCCGUUCCAUCUACAAGAUGACUGGUCAGAUGGUCCGCCUGCCCGAGGACGAAGACACGCCUGAGAAGCGCGUCGACAAGAUCUUCCGCAACAUGGACCUGAACAAGGACCACCAGCUCACGUACGACGAGUUCAAGGAGGGCUCGAAGCAGGACCCGACGAUUGUCCAGGCGCUGUCGCUGUACGACGGCCUGGUGUAG